AUGAGGGUGUAUAUCGGCUAUGUACAUCAGUACAAUUCAUUGGAUUCUCAGCCAGAUGUUUUGAAGUCAUUAUAUUCUCCUCUUCAACCACAAAGUUCUUUGGAAGAUUUGGGGUAUCAUGAUGGUGGUCGACUCUCUGACCAGCAAAUGGCUUUACUUCAGUAUCAGCGCGAAAACCUUCAUUUUCUGAGUGAGGUUCUCCGAUUGCAAGAGUGCAUAAUCAAAUAUGAAGGAUCUAAUGAUGGAACCACACCUCAGAUGAAUCAACUACAGUCCGAGAUAAGACUUGCUCAUUCUUUAAUGGUGGAGACGGAAGCAGAGGUCCAGUGCGUUCGAACAACCAACGGUCUGUAUGUCGAAGAAAACGAAAGGUUGAGAGCUAUUCUAGGAGAAUGGAGCACCCGAGCAUUAAAGGCAGAUUCACUCCUAUCUGAGAAUCAGUAUUGA
Messenger RNA from Hibiscus syriacus, 447 nucleotides. RefSeq names its product protein FIP1-like. The record is from RefSeq and is a predicted model, not a curated record. The coding region runs from base 1 to 447 and encodes 148 amino acids. NCBI's taxonomy places the organism in Eukaryota, Viridiplantae, Streptophyta, Magnoliopsida, Malvales, Malvaceae. Gene Ontology annotation, cellular component: late endosome; lysosomal membrane. The transcript has 8 exons.